AUGCACAAUACGAAAUUUGUUAGAGUUGGAAUAGAACAGCGAGUAUAUGGAAUACGAGCGAAUGACACAACAAAUCUUGGUAUGACAUUCGCAGGGAAAUUAUCGACUAAUGGAAACUGUGAAGGAUCACAUUACAAUGACCCAUAUGGAAAUUGGGAAGAAGUAGUAGUUGAAGGAUCUUUAGAAGUACACAUACAUGAUUAUUAUGCUGAGGUCGACUUGGAUAAUAAUAAAAUAAGAUUACGGUCAGGUACUACAUGUGGUUUCACCGAAGAAAACGGUGGAAGCAAAGGAAUAGAAGUAUCAGGAACACAGAGAAGAAGAAAGCUUGAAAACUCAGGGGACCCUUUCGAGUUCACGAAUCCACAACCGCUUUCUUAUUGGACAUGUGUUUAUUUUUUAAUUGUAACAAUGUCUACGGUAGGAUACGGCGAUGUUUUCUGCAAUACCGUUCUUGGCCGCACAUUCCUAGUAUUUUUUCUACUCGUCGGUUUGGCCAUUUUUGCUAGUAGCAUUCCUGAGAUAAUAGAGCUCGUAGGCAGUAGGUCCAAGUACAGCGGCGAAUACAAGCGGGAACAUGGAAAGAGACACAUUGUUGUGUGCGGCCACAUCACCUACGAGUCUGUUUCACACUUCCUCAAGGAUUUUUUACACGAAGAUCGUGAAGAUGUCGAUGUUGAGGUCGUCUUUUUACAUAGGAAGCCACCAGAUCUCGAGUUGGAGGGGCUAUUCAAACGGCACUUUACUACAGUGGAGUUCUUUCAGGGCACAAUUAUGAACCCUAUUGAUCUGCAACGAGUCAAGGUACAUGAAGCAGACGCAUGUUUGGUCCUUGCUAAUAAAUACUGUCAAGAUCCGGAUGCUGAAGAUGCUGCCAAUAUUAUGAGAGUAAUCUCCAUAAAAAAUUAUUCGGACGAUAUUCGUGUUAUUAUUCAAUUGAUGCAGUACCACAAUAAGGCCUAUCUCUUAAAUAUUCCAUCAUGGGACUGGAAACAAGGUGACGACGUGAUCUGCUUAGCGGAACUUAAGUUGGGUUUUAUUGCUCAAUCAUGUUUGGCGCCAGGAUUCAGUACAAUGAUGGCCAACUUAUUUGCUAUGCGAUCUUUCAAGACGGCUUGGCAGAAUGACUAUCUUCGUGGAACUGGAAUGGAGAUGUACACCGAGACCCUGAGUCCUACCUUCAUUGGAAUGCCUUUUGCCAAAGCUACUGAAUUAUGCUUCACGAAAUUGAAGCUUCUACUUUUGGCUAUUGAAAUCAAGGGAGAAGGUGGUGCAGACAGCAAAAUUUCGAUAAAUCCACGAGGUGCCAAGAUUACAGCUAAUACUCAGGGAUUUUUCAUUGCUCAAUCAGCUGAUGAAGUUAAACGAGCAUGGUUUUACUGCAAAGCAUGCCACGAAGACAUCAAAGAUGAAACGCUCAUCAAGAAGUGCAAAUGCAAAAACUUGGCCACAUUCAGGAAGGGUGUUCGGGCCGUUCAAAUGGUCGGAAGAGCAAGUGAAGACUUCUCGUACUCAAACGACCAUCAUCCUCCUCCCACAUUUACUCCGCCAGAACUGCCCAAGAUGGUUCACGUGAGAGGUGAAAUUAGCCGGGAUCGAGAUGAUGCAAAUGUUAUAAGAAACCAUCGAAACUCUGUCGGAAUGACGAUGAUAAACUCCACGAAACAGGUGAACAAAGUAAAGCCGAAUGUAAACAGAACAACAAGCGACAAUUUGUCAAGUCCAAAUCAACCGUAUAAUCAGAGAUCGCAAGAGGAGUCUGCAUAUGCUGGUUAUCACCUCGCCUAUGAAGUUAAAAAACUCAUGCCAACAAGUAGAGCCUCCGGUGGCUCUAAUGUCAACAGUAAUGGUGGUCUUCAAGUAGGAAUAGCUGAUGAUCAAGCUAAGGAUUUCGACUUUGAAAAAACGGAGAUGAAGUAUGAUUCAACUGGAAUGUUUCACUGGAGUCCUGCCCGGAAUCUUGAAGAUUGUAUUCUCGACAGAAAUCAGGCAGCAAUGACGGUCUUGAAUGGACACGUGGUUGUUUGCUUAUUUGCUGAUCCCGAUUCACCUUUAAUCGGAUUGAGAAAUCUCGUUAUGCCAUUACGAGCUUCCAAUUUUCAUUACCACGAGCUUAAACAUGUAGUGAUAGUUGGAUCAGUUGAUUACAUACGUCGCGAGUGGAAGAUGCUGCAAAAUUUACCCAAGAUUUCAGUACUCAAUGGUUCACCGUUAAGCAGAGCAGACUUACGAGCUGUUAACGUGAAUCUCUGCGAUAUGUGUUGUAUUCUAUCAGCAAAAGUGCCUAGCAAUGAUGAUCCUACGCUUGCCGAUAAAGAAGCUAUUUUAGCGUCCCUCAAUAUCAAGGCUAUGACAUUCGAUGAUACGAUUGGAGUACUUAGCCAAGUUGGUAGCCCAAUAGUUUUACAGAGACGAGGAUCUGUUUACGGAGCUAAUGUACCGAUGAUAACAGAACUUGUUAACGAUAGCAACGUGCAAUUUCUCGAUCAGGAUGAUGACGAUGAUCCUGAUACAGAGCUCUACCUCACACAACCAUUUGCCUGUGGCACUGCCUUUGCUGUCAGCGUCCUUGACUCUUUGAUGUCAACGACUUACUUUAAUCAGAAUGCAUUGACUCUUAUACGUUCAUUGAUAACUGGAGGUGCAACGCCUGAAUUGGAAUUGAUUCUUGCUGAGGGUGCUGGACUAAGAGGAGGUUACAGUACGGCAGACAGUUUAGCAAAUCGAGAUCGUUGUAGAGUUGGGCAAAUCUCACUGUAUGAUGGGCCAUUGGCUCAAUAUGGUGAGGGAGGCAAGUACGGUGACCUGUUUGUCGCAGCGUUAAAGUCAUACGGAAUGUUGUGCAUUGGUCUGUACAGGUUUCGUGACACAAGCUCAUCAUGUGAUGCUUCGUCCAAACGUUAUGUGAUUACUAAUCCACCUGAUGAUUUUACUCUCUUACCUACAGACCAGGUUUUUGUACUGAUGCAGUUUGAUCCUGGUCUUGAAUACAGGCCUAGCAGAGGUGCUCGAGGAAAGGAUGACGCUUCCUGACUGUUGCUGUGUAGCGCCCUUACUGAUGGACCAUAUUCAUACAUCUAAACAGAUGUAGGGAUCCUAUUGUACCACGUCUAUCAUUUUUAAAAUGACUUUUACCUUCAUCAUACUUUGGAGAAAGAAUCUUCGAAUAAAUACGAUAGUCGUUUUCUUGAUCUGUUCUACAAAUAAAUUAAAAGAUAAUAGAUAAAUUGUAUAAUUUAUUGAGCCGAAGUUGAUGAAGACGAAAGAUAUCGAAAAUGAUGGAUUUGAAAUAUGUGGUAUAAUGGGACCAGGUCUGAGGGCCGCUACACGUUGCUAAUAGUCGAAUUGAUCAUAAAAUUUUAUCAGAAGAUAUACAAAAAAUUUUUGAUCAUAUGACUGUAUUAGAUUGCUCACUUUACUGAUAAGUUAAUACAGUAUAAACAAAAGUGUGCACUUCCAAGGCUCGAUCAACGUCCAAUGCGUCUACUGAAAAAUUCGUCACUGAUUGCUUCUGUAAUUAUAUCUAUUGUGGAUUCAUGUUAAAAGUAUCUACUACGCCUCGGUGAAUGUGUUUCUUGCUUGCAAAAAUAUAACUUGUGAUGAUUAAUAUUUAGUCUUCUAACGAAAGUGAUACAGAACAUCUAGAAAAAAAGUUUAUCAUCUCAACUGAUGUAUAUGGUGAUUAUAAUAGACUUUAUUAUAAAAUCUACAAUUUUUUCGACCACUGGGACGAUGUUAAAUGAAGAAUUAUCAUCAGAACUUUCAGUGGAUAAUUUUGAAAAUCAGUGAUAAAUAGUAAAAAUAAUAUUAAUAAUUAUGUAGAGACGAUGAUUUAUAACUUAAAAAAGCGAGUAGGAAUUCGAUAUAGACAAAAUGAGCGGGACUUAUUCAUAUAUUCUUACCUCGUGUGUCUUGUUUGCGACUGAAGAAAAUAAAAAUACAUAAAUCGAACUGUGAAUCGAGAACUUUGUACAAGUGUCUAUGACUUUGUAUUUAAUUCGUCAAAAAAUUAUUUAUAUACAAAUAUAUAAAUGCAUUGAAAUAUCGAGAAAACCCUUUUCCACCAUAACUUUAUGUAAGAAAUCGGUUAUAUAAUAAAUAGUACGUGUGCAGUGUAAGUGCAGGUACCACUAAAAAAUUAUACGUAUAAAUAGACACUCUCUCUUUUAUAUAUUUUUGUGAAACUCACGUGUAUAUAACGAUCGUAUAUAUAAUAUAUAAACUAGAUAUGUUAAUAAAUAAUUAUUAAUCAUACAGUAAACGUUCAUCAGCGUAAUUACAACAUUAAACACUUGCAUCCUCGAAAAGACUUUGUAAGCUCACAAUACAAUUUGUACUCAGACACAUACACUGCACAGAAAUAAUUUAAAGAUUUGAUUAUCAAGUGAUAAUAAAGUAUGAACCAGGAUAGCUAUUAAAAAUGAUCAGUCCCAGGCUUGCAUUCAAAUGUGAUGUACACAUGGGUAGUUAAUUGAUGUGAAGAUUUAUCAAUGACGUAACUGUUCUUCAAAAAAUUUCAAAAAAAAAACAAUAUCGUGAAAUCGUAAUGAAAAACUAGCCGUGGUAGAUGCUGCCGUGUUUGUAUAUGCAUAAUAUGUAUAACUGCUACUGCUGCCGCUAAAUUUGCUGCUGCUGCUGUUGCAAUAUUCACGUGCACUGUUCACUGCCACUGCAGUUCGUGUUAUCAUCGUAUAUAAAUAUAUAUGUAUACACGUAUGUAUGUAUAUACUUAUAUACAUGACGCUCGGAUGUUGCGAAAGAUUUAAGCAAUGUAAUGUCUUUAAUGUAUGAAAAUUUAGUCUUUUGUUUAUGAAUGAAUAUUUAACGGACGAUUGAUGUAUUUUUACAUUACAUUAGGUUAAAACACUAAAAAAUUUACUGAAUAAAUGAAUGAGUUUUAUUUCCAUUUAAUAAAUAAUUAAAUAUUCAAAUAUGAUAAUAAUUGUACGUCUGAUUGAUAGCAAAUGAAAUAUUGUUAUCAAAAAUCUAAGAGUAGUAUAUUUGAAUGUUGCAGUUGCAGUUUGAAAUCGUAUGUAUGGAAUAAAUUUACACAAAUUUAUUCGCUAGAUAAAUUUUUCGUUUCAAUUCGUAUUAUUCCACAAUAAUAUCGUGUGAGACAAUCCCUUUGAAAAAAAUAAACCCAAAUACGAUCUUCAAAUGGGAAAGAAAUGUAUGCUGGGUGGAUUGAUUCUUUCGGAAAUUGAUGGGAUUCAUAUUACUUGGUGCUUUAGAUUGAUGCACGUCGUUCAUAAAAAUUGAAAAGUUAUCAAAAAUCUCGUAUAGAAUUUCAAAAUAAUCAUGAUAAUGUGUCACUGUAAACCGUCUAUUGAACAUGAUACUUUUUGAAUAAUUUUUCAAAAAUUUAUUUUGCAAUUAUUAGGAAAAAUCUUUCUAUUUUAUGAAACCAAUAAAAACAGUUGAUGCACAAAUUUCAAUCAUGAAUUAUUAAUCACCAUAUAUUUCUCAUUGAAAUUUAUUGUUACGUUAUUAAUGAACAAGUAGUUCAAUAAGUUAUAAAUGUAUGGUUAACAGUUGUCACAAAAAUCAUUCAUGCACUAUAUUUAUUAAUUAUAUCAUGCACUACCAAUUCAUCUGUUCUUAUUCAUAAAAUAUCUUAUAUCAAUACAUAGUCAAACUUGUAUGUAUACAUGACGUAUGUGUCUGAAAAAAUGUAACAAUUCAAUUAAUUCAAAUGUUAUUGAGAUUUACAAAAUGAAAUACAAAAAGAAUGAACGGCGCGCGGAGCGAUCGCCAUUUCAAUGCCUCAUUAGCCUCAUCUAAUGCUUUUUUAUCUGUAAAUUUACAAUUUGUGUACCAAAUGAGGAACGUUGUUUAAUCAUGUUGUUGAUGUUAUUGUUAAAGAAUGAGAUUAAAUAUUGUACAUAAUUCAAUAUAUUCAUUAUAAUUGAUAAAAUAAAUAAUUAUAUACAUAAA
Molecule: messenger RNA, 5934 nt
Organism: Chelonus insularis
Lineage: Eukaryota; Metazoa; Arthropoda; Insecta; Hymenoptera; Braconidae
Product: calcium-activated potassium channel slowpoke-like
Exons: 25
Coding region: 1-3033 (1010 amino acids)
Biological process (GO): potassium ion transmembrane transport
Cellular component (GO): postsynaptic membrane
Molecular function (GO): large conductance calcium-activated potassium channel activity
Source: RefSeq, a predicted model, not a curated record